This is a messenger RNA of Pseudomyrmex gracilis, 3037 nucleotides long. RefSeq names its product USP6 N-terminal-like protein (gene RN-tre). Lineage: Eukaryota; Metazoa; Arthropoda; Insecta; Hymenoptera; Formicidae. The coding region runs from base 360 to 2072 and encodes 570 amino acids. The record is from RefSeq and is a predicted model, not a curated record. The transcript has 8 exons.
AGGGGGGAACCGCUGAGCCCACGAUCCUCGAGGAGCAGCAGAAGCGUGCGGACGAGGAGUUCAAAUGUCGUGUUGCGCGCAUCGCCUACGUCUGGCCAGAGAUCCGGAUAGAUCGACUUCAAACCUGCCCGGUCGAUCGGCCACGCAUUGAGUACGCGCUCUGUCGGUCACGAGUCGUUUAUGCACCUGCCAGUUAUAUGUGCUUCGCGAUAUGACAGUUUAACGACAAAAUCUGUUACGUUCCGGUUGGCGCAAACGCCACAGAAAUACAUAUGACACAGUGUGGCUAGAUGAUGGUAGAGAAGUUUAUUAACAAAACGGCAUGCUUGUAAGAUACUGGCUGCAUACUGUCACGUGGGAUGAAUGAGGAAGAAUUGUUGAAACGGUCUGCCGCAGAGCGCGAUAGGAUUUUCAGCUGCUAUGAUCGUGGCAGGGAAGGUGCUGAGAUUGACCCUUGGGAGGAUCCCGGUUAUGAAGUCUAUCAUACUACGGAUAGAUAUGGAUUUAUACACGAUAAAAGAUUACCACAGAAGCGGGACCAGUAUGAGCUCAAAUUGCAUAAUGUGGAGAUGGAGAGAUUAAAAAAAUGGGAGAAGAUGACAAAACAGUGGGAUAGUGUUUCAACCAAGGAAAAACUACGUCGUAGAAUAUAUAAGGGGAUUCCUAAUAGAUUUCGCGGUCAAGUAUGGGCCUUGCUUCUAGGUAUUAAAAAUUUAAAGAAGGAACAGGCAGGCAAAUAUGAAGAGAUGCUGCAGCUGGCUCGCCAAUGGUCCACAGAAAUACGACAGAUCGAUGCCGAUGUUGCCAGACAAUACAGAGAUCACAUUAAUUAUAGAGAGAGAUAUAGCAUAAAACAGAAAUCCAUGUUUUAUGUACUAGCUGCCUAUAGUAUGUACAAUAUGGAGGUAGGAUACUGCCAAGGAAUGUCUGUGCUAGCCGGUCUGCUGCUGCUUUAUAUGGACGAAGAGGAUGCAUUCUGGGGCCUUUCUGUGUUGCUUGCCGAUCAGAAAUACAGCAUGCACGGCUUUUAUGUUGAUGGAUUUCCAAAAUUAAAUCGCUUUAUAGAGCACCAUGACAAGAUAAUGAACAAAUUCUUGCCCAAGUUGAAACGGAAGAUGGACAAGUGCGGAUGCGAUUCAAUACUUUAUGCGUUGAAGUGGUUCUUUGUCGUUUUUCAGGAGAGAACACCUGUGAGUCUUGGUCUCCGUAUUUGGGAUAUAUUUUUGCUAGAUGGUGAUCGCAUGUUGUCAGCGAUGGCGUACACCGUGAUGAAGCUGCAUAAGCGUUACUUGAUGCCAAUGGAAAGUCUUGAUGAGUUUUGCAAUUAUUUGCAAAUCAAAUUGGAAAAGGACUUCUGCUUCGACGAUGACACUGUGAUCAACACGAUGGAACGCAGCAUGGAAGAGUUAAAGCGUGCCAAAUUAGACUAUCCAGGUUCUCCAUUGCCGCACGAACUGCCCCGUUAUCCAUUCGGCACCUUCAAAGAACCAUCUUUCACCAGUAAGGUUGGAAGACGAAGCGAAGAAUUUAGCGAAGCUCAGCACGUAAUGCGAGAGUCCGUAGCGCAGCGCAGGGACAUGGCACUGAAUGACGACGGCAGAGAGAGCACUACACCCAUAGAACCGACCAGCAAUCUUGGCGGAAGCAAAUUCUCCUUCGAUCCAAGUCUUGAAGAGGGCACGUCUCCCAACGGCUCCCGUAGAUCGUUAGCCGAGACGUCGGUGACAUCGACUGCCGAUCUUUCGGUAUUUAGCUCGGCAACGCGUUCCCAAGCAUUGGAUAAUAGUCUGGAUACUCAAAGCAAUAUUUCGAACGCCAGCUCGGGUAGUGGCGGUUUGCCAACACCGCGGGCCACGCCGCAUCAGCCUAGUCCUGAUAUCGUGCGCAUUUAUGUGCCGUAUACGUCACCGUCGGCGGCGGCGUCUUACAAGGAUGACCUACCGCGCACGCUGCCACGCUCCCUGGACACAAACAAAAUUCGCAUUCGCGUCGAUCCGGACCAAACGCCCAUCGUCGAGAAUCUGAAACCGUUCUCUCUGGAAAGCCCGGAGGUGGAACUGGACUUGAAGUAAAGUGAGUCGACUGAACCAUAAGCGUGUGAGCAGUUAGUAUGUGGGAAAUGAAAAAAAAAAAUUACAUACUACGUAUCGUGAAAAGCAUAUACGCAGACAGAAUAUUUGAGAAAAUUCACGCAGAUCUAGUAGAAAAAUUUUAUGACGUUAUAUUAAUUGUAUUUUUCUCCGUCAACAGAUUUUAUGAUAUGUUUAUUUACAAUAGCAUAUAUAAACAUUAAAAAUAACUAAGUCAAUAAGUAAUUUGAAGGAACUUGCACAUUUUCUUGUAUAAUAAAUAAUUUAUUUUAUGGAAAGAGAGAAAUUGUGUAAUAACGCAAAGCGUGAUUUCUGAUAUACUCUGUGUAUGUGUGUAUACACAUGUGCACAUAAAUCGUACACAUACCAUCGAAAGAACAAAUGACAAAUACGACAGCUAUUAUAUUAAGUCUCAAAAGAUUUCUUUAUAGAAAGAAUGUCAAUUGAAGAAUUAGAAUUUAAAAGCGAGAUAAAAAAAUAUUAAUACAAUGUACCGUUUUUAGAAUGUAAUCUUAAUAUUAAUUAAUAACGUAAUCUUUGAUAUCUGUUAUUCUUAUAUAUACAAAUUACAUUUUAAUUUAUAAAAAGAAAUAAUUAAAAAUUAACUAUAUAUUUCAAUCUUAGAAUCGGUAGAACUAUGAUUAACUACAUUCCUAUUUACGCAAAGAUCAUAUUUACAAAAAAUCAGAGAUAUAUUGUAUGUAUUUCAGUUUCAAAAAAUUAAAAAAAAAAAAAGAGACAAAGAUUGUAACAUCUCGGUUUAGAAAAAGUUAAAACAACGCCGCAUUGUGGCCUAAUUUAUGUUUCAUUGACAGCUAAACAUUUGACAUAUAUUGCUUUACUUAUAUUGCUCAUUGCGUCACGCGUUCGUAUUUGUCACAAUCGCAUAUUUCCAAUUAGCAGUGGUUUUGAUCUCCUUGAGAAAAAAAAAAAAAAUAACCAUCUGA